AUGGUGCUACCUGCUGAGAAAUCUUAUGAUCUUGAUCACAUGCUGCAGGAGCUACACAGUAAUUCCAACAAGAUUUUUCAGCUCCAGGACGAGAUAGAAGGAGCUCAGUCACACCUAGGUAUAAAAAUCAAAUUUCACGAGGACUCAACCUGUACCAGUGUUUCUGACAGAGUGUUUGAGGCCUGUGGAGGCUCUGAGUUUGGGAAUGCCAGUCUACCAGUGCCAGCUUCCCAGUGUGUACCUAGCGUCCACUUUACCUCAAGUGAGAGCGACCACAGCCAGGACAUGCUUCAUGAGCUGCAGGCCUUGGAGAACGAGUUUGAUGAGUUGGAUAAGGAAAUUAACUCUCUGAUACAGGAGAGCUGUUUAUGAUAUUACAGAGGAUUUAUUUAUGCCGUGAAGUUUGAUAUGGUGAUCAGUUGUAACUUGGACUUUACUUGGUGCAUAUAUCAUUAAACAAUGUUAAGAUUUAACACUGUUUUUGUUAGCAGCCUAGAGUUCCGGUAGUUAACUACUACAUAAGUGAUUGUUUUUAGAAUGUCAUAGAAUCUAAUUUUUAUUUUUCAUUAUUUGGACAUUUAUAUCUAAAGAAUU
Saccostrea cuccullata (small rock oyster) is the source of this 594-nucleotide messenger RNA. RefSeq lists its product as uncharacterized. The record is from RefSeq and is a predicted model, not a curated record. The coding region runs from base 1 to 372 and encodes 123 amino acids. NCBI's taxonomy places the organism in Eukaryota, Metazoa, Mollusca, Bivalvia, Ostreida, Ostreidae. The transcript is spliced from 4 exons.